Archocentrus centrarchus (flier cichlid) is the source of this 2771-nucleotide messenger RNA. RefSeq names its product reticulocalbin 1, EF-hand calcium binding domain (gene rcn1). The transcript has 6 exons. Bases 280 to 1242 code for a protein of 320 amino acids. Lineage: Eukaryota; Metazoa; Chordata; Actinopteri; Cichliformes; Cichlidae. Gene Ontology annotation, cellular component: endoplasmic reticulum. The record is from RefSeq and is a predicted model, not a curated record. Gene Ontology annotation, molecular function: calcium ion binding.
CCCUGUUUGGUUGCAUCUCUUUCUUUGGGAUAGGGGACAGGAUUGCCUAAAACUGUGGGGACCGUAGAUAUUCUUAGUGGACCUGGUGUGCUUUGAAGGUGUUUGGACGCUGCGGCAACAUUGUUGCGUUCCGCCGCUGAAGAGAGGAAAGAAAGAGCGGUGUUUAGCGGUCCAAGCAUUGAAAGUGGCUACACAGCUGCCUGCUUAUUGUGUAUUGUGGCAUUGUAGGCCCGUUUAGGAGAUCGUUGUGGCCUCAGAAGUCAGCUUGAGCCCAGACUGAUGGCCGGCUUCAGCUUCGUGUGUGCUGUGCUCCUGUGCGCCGCUGUGGUGCAAACGAAGCCAACGCUGAGAAAAGAGAGGGUUCAUCAUGAGCCAGAGCUGAGCAGGCAAGCCCACGAAGACAAUAAGAGCUUCCAGUAUGACCAUGAGGCCUUUCUUGGCAAAGAGGAGGCCAAAACAUUUGAUCAGCUCACCCCCGAAGAGAGCAAGGAUCGGCUUGGUAAAAUUGUGGACAGAAUAGACAGCGACGCAGAUGGCUACAUCACCACAGCUGAGCUCAAGGCUUGGAUAAAGCGUGUGCAGAAGCGUUAUGUAUAUGAGAAUGUAGCCAAGGUGUGGACAGAUUAUGACCUGAACAAGGACAAUAAGAUUUCAUGGGAUGAGUACAAACAAGCCACAUAUGGAUACUACCUCGCCAACCCGGAGGAGUUUGAAGAUGCCACAGAUCAGUUCAGCUUCAAGAAGAUGCUUCCUCGUGAUGAGAGAAGGUUUAAAUCAGCUGAUCUGAACGGGGACCUGGCAGCAGACAGAGAAGAGUUCACAGCCUUCCUCCACCCUGAGGAGUUUGAACACAUGAAGGAUAUUGUGGUUCUGGAAACUUUGGAAGACAUUGACAAGAAUGGCGACGGGCAUGUGGAUGAGGACGAAUAUAUCGCGGACAUGUUCGCACACGAGGACGGGGGUCCAGAACCAGACUGGGUCAAGACUGAGAGGGAACAAUUCUCUGACUUCCGAGACCUGAACAAAGACGGAAAAAUGGACCAGGAUGAAAUCCGUCACUGGAUUAUGCCACAGGACUACGACCAUGCGCAGGCGGAGGCCAGACAUCUGGUGUACGAGUCUGAUCAGGACAAGGAUCAGAUGCUGACUAAAGAGGAGAUUCUUGAAAACUGGAACAUGUUUGUGGGAAGUCAGGCUACUAACUAUGGAGAAGACCUCACCAGGAACCAUGAUGAGCUCUGAGCUCUCACUGCAGCUUUAGGUGUGUGCGUGUAUAUGUGAGGAGCACUAGUCUACAAUGACAUAACCACACACAGUGACAGUAAGAGUGGGACAGAUGUCAGUUUGUUGGACUUCAAACCAACACUGUACCAAAUGAGAGGACGUAUGAGGGUCGGUCCUACCACUAACUGUGGGUCUGUUUCAGUCGUCAUACUGAUGGUUCUGCUUCUGACAUUCAGGAGCAAAGCCGGGCCCAGUGGACUCGUUUUUAACAAUGGUGCCUUCCAGCCGUAUCGCCGGAUUCAUUGCCUCAGAGAUUUGUGUAGAUAGUCUGUGAUAAAACUUAGUAUUGUCAGAUAUGGGAACAAUUUUUGAUGUUAAUGUGAAACUAUAGCUCGGAACAUUUGUUCUGAUUUUAUUUAUUUAUUAAAUAGCUUCUGAACCUUCGGAUUUGAGAGGAAUACAGUGUUCUACUAAAGAGCUUUUCCUUUUCAGACAAAUUGAAAAUGCAAAUGAUGUUUUUACAUUUUUUUUUUUGUGUUUGUUUUACAGUUUUACAGGUCUGAUAACUCUAAAGAUCUUUUUCUUUUAUUGUUAAGUAUUUUAAGAGCUGUUGAUAACUGAUGUUUGACGGCAUGGUUUUUGCACGUAUUUGGUUUUAGUGUAGCCUGUGAAAAAAAUAACGUUUCUUCACACUUAGUUUGAAAUGUAUUUAUUGGUAUACUUAAGGCCAGUUGUGUGCUCAGUGUUCACAUUUUCACCUUUUGAUGUUUCAGUUUAACUUUAACCUUUGACAAGUGUCUGAUUUUUUUUUUUUAAGGUAAAUUAGGCUAAGGCCUAUUGGUUUGAAUAUAUAUAUAUAAGAGGAGGAAAUAAAGUUUCCUUUCCUUAAUUUCUCACUUAAGCUUAUUCUUACUUUUACCUCACUCCAAGUCCUUCUUUAUCUCGGCAUUUUACCUAACAACAUGGAUUUCUUCUUUUUUUUUAAGAACAAGGCUUAUGAAAAUAAACUUUCUGUAAAACUUUCUUGAGAUUUUUGAUCAACAUGUUGUCACUCAAAGCCCCCCCCCCCCCCUUUUUUUUAAAUGUUUUGCUUUAUUGUUGUCCCAAACCUACGUUGCAUUAAACAGGCACAAACCUCCAUCACAAGCUGCACAUGCUAACAAAAUAUAUCCAUAAAAAGUAAGGAAAUCAAAGGCUUUCAUAUGAACUAUUGUUGCUUUCCAAUUCAACAUGUAGAAAUACAGUUUCUUUUUCACUCCAUGUUGCUGUGAAGACUGAGAAUUCUGAAAUUAUUGGUGGGUGGUGUACUGUUUCAUAGAUGGAUCUGCAAGUGUGAAAUACUGUAUCUACUGUACAAUAAAUACAGAGCUAUUGCCAGCAGCCAUUACCUUUGCAGGGGACACAUGCUGGAAACACACACUCACACUGGAACAGCUACUUGUAAUUUCUACAUGUAUUACACUGAUGUUUGUAUUUGAGUUAAAGAUGUAAUGUCUUUUUGGACCUUAGCCAUUUUGUUUUGAGUUAAAGGGCUUUUAGUAACAGUA